Molecule: messenger RNA, 1059 nt
Organism: Zychaea mexicana
Lineage: Eukaryota; Fungi; Mucoromycota; Mucoromycetes; Mucorales; Lichtheimiaceae
Product: SMAD/FHA domain-containing protein
Exons: 7
Coding region: 1-1059 (352 amino acids)
Molecular function (GO): mRNA binding; protein binding
Source: RefSeq, a predicted model, not a curated record
AUGUCUGACGACGGAUUCGCCAUUCCUGCAGCACCAAAGCGAAAAUCACAAGAGCCAGCACAACCACAAUCACCACCAUCGCCACAACAACAAGACGCGCCUCCACUCCCUUAUAAAAAGCCAGAAUGGAGUGCACUGGCACAGCACGGGUAUGGUUUUGAGGUACUCAAGGGUGGUCUCAGCUUGGACAAGAUUCAUGGUCCACAGAAAGAAUUCGCUACGAUCGGCCGAUUACCACUUUGCGACAUUCAAAUGGAACAUCCUUCAAUAUCUCGAUAUCAUGCAGUGAUACAAUUUAAUCACGAUGGCAACGCAUUUAUCUAUGAUUUGGACAGCGCACACGGAACACGCGUCAAUAAACAACGCAUAGCACCACGAACACAUAUUCCACUACAACCGGGCGAUCAAGUCCGUUUUGGUGAAAGUACGCGAAUUUGCAUUUUCGACACAGACCAGCAGUUGGAUGAAGAAGAAGAAAUUGAAAAGGAAGAAGCUAUUCGUCAUCGGUCGCGGGCAGCCAUGACACAACAUGCGGCAGAAGAAAGGAACAUUGCAGCAGAAGAAGAAGGCAUAUCAUGGGGAUUUCAAGAAGACGCUGUCGAGGAACCAGACGAGGAUGAUGAAGAAGAAGAGGGCGAGCAGAAUCAGGAAGGACCACGAUCGGGUGAUGCAGACUUGAUUGAUGUUGUUAAAGAGAAAAUGAUGUCCGAAGAUGCCAAACGGCGGCGAGAUGAAUUGGAUAUCAUGUACGGUGAUGAAAGUGAUGAAGAGGCGCUCUAUGAUAAAACAGCUCCCAAGAAGAAAAAAGCAAAGACGACAAACAAGGCCGAGACAUAUCAAGACUUGGUAAAUCGCAAAAAGGAAUCGGAUAAGGAGAUCACGGCACUGGAGGCCGAUUUGAAACUGCGGAAAAAAGAAGUUGAAGACGGAAAGAGCAAAGAAAAGGCGGAUGACGAGGAUCUGGAUGCGUACAUGAAGAGCUUGUCAAAGAAAUCCGAAAACAAGCCAUCCGUGUAUAAGCUUGAAAGUGAUUUGAAGAAACUACGCAAGGUACAGUAG